Messenger RNA from Vicia faba (fava bean), 333 nucleotides. NCBI's taxonomy places the organism in Eukaryota, Viridiplantae, Streptophyta, Magnoliopsida, Fabales, Fabaceae. The record is from the annotation of a GenBank genome assembly.
AUGAUCGAAGCUCUUGAGCAGACUGGUAGAAAAUCUCGGUUAAUUGGACAAGGAGUGUCGGAAGUAGAGUUGGCAACAUCGGAUGGAUCGGUAAAUGUCUGGAACUUAGAGAUGAUAAUACUUUACUUGAUAACUGCAGUUAAUAUGAGUAUUCAGCUGGUGCUGAAGAUCAGGAUAAACUCUGCUCCACUGCUGAACAUGGCCUCAACCCUGAUGGUUGUCAGAUUCAUGCAUGGUCCUGAAAGGCUAUUAUCAACCAUAAAGGAAAAGCUCUGCAAAGCCAUGGACUCAAUUGAUAUCCUUCAUACAAACAAUCUAAGACUUGAGGCUUGA